UGAAAUUGGUUUUUUUCCUUUCUUUUCGUUGAAUUUAUCACUUUUCGACGGGAUACCACCAAUGUCAUUGGCCAUUUUGAUAAGGAAACGACAACGACGACGAAGACUAUGGACAGUACAAAUAUCCGUUGGUAUUCACAAACUGAACAAUAUUUGUUAACCAUUAAUCCUGAAGUGAAAACUUGCCUAGACUGCAUUUAUCAUGGAUUUGAAAUAGCAAAGGAACAAGAUUGUAUCGGAAGAAAAAGUGGUUAUUCCAGUGAUUAUGAAUGGUUUAGCUACAAUCAGACAAUAUUCAAAAUGCAUUCAUUUGGUUCAGGAUUAGUACAUAUUGGUGGUGAACCAAAUAAUCAUACAAUGAUUGUAUUAUAUGGACGGAAUAAUUUUAAAUCAUUAAUUGCUGAAUUUGGUUGUUAUCAUUAUUCAAUGGUACCGGUGCCUAUUUAUGAUUCAUUCAAGGGUAGCAUUGUAUUGGAAAUUCUAAAUCAAAUUGAACCAGGUGUCAUUGUUACUGAUUCAAAUGAACGUGCAAAAAAAUUGAUACGUAUUUGUCGUUCAUUUCUACAUACUAUUAUUAUAACAUCGGAAAAUAUUCAUCCGGAAACAUUGACAUAUGGAAAGAAAAUGAAUAUUAAACUUUAUCCAUUCACUGAGAUUGAAGGAUUAGGUUCUUUACAUCCAUCACCGGUUAAUUUGCCAAGGGCCACUGAUUUAGCAUUGGUAAGCUAUACAAGCGGAGCAACUGGUCAACCAAAAGGUGUACUACUGACACAUGGCAAUUUAGUCGCAAAUUGUUCAGCAAUUCUAUAUCAAAUUAAUGGAAAUAUUGAUUUGAAAUUUGAAACAAUGGUAUCCUAUUCAUCCAUAGCACAUUUACGUGAACGUAUCAUUAAACUUUGUAUGUUCUAUUCCGGUGGACGUGUUGGAAUUUAUUUUGGUGAUUUCAAAGAUUUAUCACGUGAUCUACCAAUUUUGGAACCAACUAUUAUGGUUUGUGUACCACGAAUAUUGAAUCGUAUCUAUCAUCGUGUAAUUGGAAAAUUAAAAGGAAAUUGGAUGAAAUCUAGAGUGUUGAAUGUUGCAUUGAAAACAAAAAAUUCAGACACUAUUUUCAAUGAUAAUAUUAAAAAUUCCAUAUGGGAUAAACUUGUAUUCAAAACCGUUCAACAAAUGUUGGGUGGUAAUCUAAAAUUAUUGAUCAGUGGAUCGAAUCAGAUUUCCGAUAUGGUUUUGAAUUUUAUGCGAAAUUCAUUACGAUGUACUGUACUACAAUCAUAUGAAAUAACGGAAUGUUCAUCGUUUGUCACGUUGACCAAAUACAAUGAUCAAUCACAACGACAUCUAGGCAAUCCAAUUGCUUGCUGUGCAAUCAAAUUGAUCGAUGUACCUGAAAUGAAUAUUUGGACUAAAAAUGCCCAUAUGGGAGAGAUUUGUGUCAAAGGUACAAAUGUAUUCUCUGGUUAUUAUAAAGAUUAUGAAUCUUAUAUGCAAAAUGUGGAUGAAGAUGGCUGGUUUCAUACCGGUGAUGUUGGCCAAUUUACAAUGAAUGGUCUAAAAUUUAUGGAUCGACGACGAGAUUUACAAGUAAUCCAAUAUAACAAUAUAAUUCGUUGGGUUGCACCGAAUAAAAUUGAAAACAUUUAUAUACAAAGUAUCUAUGUGGGUCAAUGUUAUGUUGAUAUCGAUAUUGAACGGGGCUGUUUAAUCGCUGUAAUCGUACCCGAUAUUGAUGGCAUUAAUCUAUGGUGUAGUGAAAAUAAUAUGCUAUUAAGUUCAGCUGAAGCUUGUAAAAAUGUGGCAUUCCGUAAUACAUUGAUUAAUGAUAUAAAAAAUAUUGGAAAUCGUGAACGACUUAAAGAAUAUGAACAAGUACAUGAUGUUGUAUUACAUUCAGAUCCAUUUACACAUGAUUCAGGCCUAUUAACACCAACGAUGAAAUUGAAACGUUAUGAAUUAUAUCAUUAUUUUCGUGAUGAAAUUGAUGCCGUCAUAGAAGCACUGUAUAAUGGUAGCCAUUCACAGCAUUAAUUUGUUUUUGUUUUUUUUGUUUUGAGAAUCAUGAAAAAGAAAACAUGAUAUAAUUUAUAAA
Molecule: messenger RNA, 2089 nt
Organism: Dermatophagoides farinae (American house dust mite)
Lineage: Eukaryota; Metazoa; Arthropoda; Arachnida; Sarcoptiformes; Pyroglyphidae
Source: RefSeq, a predicted model, not a curated record